Molecule: messenger RNA, 792 nt
Organism: Psylliodes chrysocephalus
Lineage: Eukaryota; Metazoa; Arthropoda; Insecta; Coleoptera; Chrysomelidae
Source: the annotation of a GenBank genome assembly
UUACGAAAUGUGUAGGGGCGGACUUCCGAUUGCUAUAGAUUUUAUUUCAAAGGCAUUGGAUCUCAAUCCAAAUGAGAAAAACGCUUUAGUAGCAAGAAGCAAAUGCUAUAUUCUUUUAGGCCAACCAAAAAAUGCACUGGCAGACGCCGAAUUUGCUUUGCAAAUUGACAAAAACUUUAUAAAGGCCAUCUAUCAAAAAGCAGAGGCGUUAUACUACCUUGGAGACUUCGAAUUAAGCCUGAUGUUCUAUCAUAGAGGGUUACAUGUAAGACCUGACCAUGAGGGAUUUAAACUUGGGGUUCAAAAAGCACAGAACGCAAUUGAAAAUGCAAUUGGAAGCUCAUCUACGUUUAAAGAAUUAGCGAAGCACUUUAAAAGCAAAUCGUUGAAAAGUAUUCCAAUCUCAGAAGAAAGAAGAAACGAAAGUCGAUCCUCCAAAGGAAGCAACAAGGGUUUAUCUGUCGGCACACAUGCUUCAAAAUCCGGAAAGAAAAGUAGACUUCUACGAGAACUAGAAGUUGAUAAAACGUAUUUAAACAAUUUAAUGACCAAUCCAGAUAUUAAGUGCAAAUUUAAAGAAAAUAAUGAAUCAAUCGAGAAAAGUAUUAAGGAUACUGUUGAUUACUUAACAGAAAGACAAGAAUUUUGGAGACAGCAAUUACCACCUAAAUAUAAAUAGUUAAAUGAAUUAAUUUAAAUACAUGUACAAAUAUCUCGAAAAUUACAGAGAUACAGAUUCAGUUAAAUGUAAAUAUAUAUACAGGGAACUACACACUCCAUAUAAUUUGAAAG